This is a messenger RNA of Geodia barretti, 1713 nucleotides long. The record is from the annotation of a GenBank genome assembly. NCBI's taxonomy places the organism in Eukaryota, Metazoa, Porifera, Demospongiae, Tetractinellida, Geodiidae.
UGCCAGCGGAAACUGGCAAGAGGUUUUAUAGGAACGCUUAUCUUUGUUCUUGUCGCAUUUUCUCCGCCGCGCUCCUUCUUUUAUCGUCAACAGAAAGCUGAAAAAAGAGGUGGCGUGUGGAAGAAGAUGAGCCAUUCUUCGGGUCUGCGGGUCUUCUGCCUCCUCUGCACCUUCUUCUCCGCGGCGCUGGGCGACACGUACAUGCACAACCCUCGCGGCAGCAACAACAGACUCAACGAGCGAUCGGCCAACAGAAACAACGCAAACAGACUGUUCAACUCUCAGAAUAACAACAGAGGUGGCUACAAUGCAGGGGAUAAAGACACAGGAGCGUUCGGAUCUGAACAGGAAAUCUACUACAUGAAAUACUGGCAGAGUGGGCAGGAGGAAGGUACCUAUCUGACGGUAGAGUGGACCAAUCAGCACGGCUGUGGUGGCAAUGAGGACACCGACCCUCACAAACUCAACUGCAACAUGGUCAUCCAGUACAUGGUCAUGGACUAUGACCCAGAUGAAACGGCAGAGGAGCUGGAUACAAAUAAGUUCACUAGGAUCAGGGAUGGAACUAGUACACAGAGACAGGAUUUUACCCAGCCCUCUGAGAAUACUGCAGAAGAUAACUACCAAAACAGCAGAGAAGGCAAUGUGAAAGUGGAAAGGGGGCUCCAUGAGAGCUACGACUAUUACGCAGACUGCACCAUAAGACAGAGGAAUCAAUAUCUAUUCGCGGCUGACCAGAAUCUGCGUGGGAGCACGGCUAGGUUCACGAGACAGAACCCCAACGGGAACAGAAAUGGCUACGAGUGUCCCGAGGAGAGAGACUACUACCCCUAUUGGCACCCCACCCCCUGGAGGGAUAUUGCAGUCUUGACAGACAACACUACACUCUGCAAUUUCUACAAGAACGAGAGUUUCAACGUCAAGCCACGAGGGAUCUGUCGCGGCCAGAAAUUUGGGGACGAAGCCGGCGGGAGGCCUUACUCCCCUCACAACAACCAGGAGGAUUGUGAGGGGGAUGAAGAUGAAGAAAACCCAGGAGUGUGGUUCACGGAGUAUGCCUACAUCGACAUCUCCUCGGCAGCGAACCAGAGAGCCUGCGAGGCAGAGAUGGCCAGCACUGGUGAUGGUCUGCGGCGGGUCUGGAGCCCACCCAGCUACGACGUGCCCGCGCAGUGCCUCGUCCUCCCGGGCCCUCCGGAGUGCCAGCAGGUCGGGUGGACGAGGGUUAAUCACCUCGGAAACGGCCGCGAGGGAACCCCCCUCAAUUACACCUGGCGUCUUCCUUACUUCCCGAGUGGCAAAAACAAGAUUGCUGUCCUCAGGAUCAGGUACAAUAUCUCCACUGAUGACUACGAUCCGUGGAGAACCAACUCUUCUUACAAUGAAAACCUUCCUGAUCGCACGGUUUUUCGUAUCCGCUCCCCCAUCACGCAGAAACCAUAUGUCCACAUCGGCGCCACACCAAACAAGCGCUCCGUCUCGCCAUCAACACCGCAGUUUGGCCGACCUUCCAGGACCGAAGCCACGUUUCGAACUCCGACCCGCUCGCUCCUGACGAACUCCGAGGCCCGCAGCUGCGAGAUACUCAACCUGAACGUGAGGGGAAAGAGGGGGAACAUUGUUCAGACUUUACCCGCCGUCGAGUACGACUUCUUUCCGAAUCGAUUCACGGUGACUGAGGCCAUGUCUCCAUGUGCAGUGGACAGGAUCUAA